AUGAGAUCUACGAUCGUCUCCCGAAGCGCUGCUGCCGCCAAGGCACAGAAUAAAGCUGCGUCGCUCAAAACCAAGGUACUUAAAACAUUGUUUCUCCAUCGAAUUCAUUCGGUUUUCAGCUCAGUAAUGGUCUCAGUGUCGUGGCACAAGAUAAUAACGGAGCUGUCAGUCAGCUGGUGAGAUUCUAUCUGGAAUUCUGUUCGAAAUAUGAACACUUCAGGUUCUCGCCUUUCGAGCCGGUUCCCGCUACCAAGCGAGCAACCAGCAAGGACUCGUUCAUCACAUUCGCAACUUUGUCGGUCGUGAUGCUCAAUCCUACCCAGGACUCCAGCUCGUCUGGUCGUCGGCGGCUAGUGGAGCCAAUUUGAGCUCAUUCGCAACUCGCGAUAUUUUCGGAGUCCAGAUCAGUGUGGCGAGAGAUCAUGCCGCCUACGCCCUUUCGAUUCUUGGCCACUUGGCCGCCAAGCCGGCGUUCAAGCCAUGGGAGCUGGAAGAUGUGGCUCCGACGAUUCUGGCUGACUUAUCUCAAAAGACGCCAUAUCAAAUCGUUUUCGAGGAUAUUCACCGUGCUGCAUUUAGGUUUUACUCUUGAUGAAAUAUCUGAAAUACUGGAAACUUACAGAAAUGACUCUUUGUCCUUCUCUCUUUUCUCUUCCAAGCGCGAAGUUGGUGCUUACAAAAGCGAUGAGCUCUCGAAGUUCGCCGAGAAACACUUUGUGAGCGGAAACGGAGUGCUCGUCGGAGUCAACGUCGACGGAGAAAUUCUAAAGAACUACGCUGAGGAAUCGGGAUCCAUCGCCGACGGAAGACUUAUCACCAACCACGAGGCGCCUUUCAGAGUGAGAAAUUCACAGAAAGCCUGGAAAUAUUGUGAAUUCAGGGAGGGGACUACCGUCGUUUCGCCCGUGGAAACGACGUGCACAUCAUCGUGGCCGGAAGUGGAGCUCCGAUCGGAAACCUCAAGGCUCGCGCUACUCAGGCCGUUUUCUUGGCCCACAUUGGACGUGUUUCUCCGUUGAAAUUCGCCUCUAUUCCCGGAUCUACUUCUGGACUGUCCACUCUUCCAUCUGGAGUCGUCGGAAGCUCGUUCCAGGCAUCGUACGACGGGAGCGGACUCGUUGGAGCAUAUCUCCUGGCUUCUGGAGCUAACGCUGACGGAGCCGUGAGAGCCGCCGUCGAUGCUUUGAAAACUCCAAAGGUGCAGGAUAUCGAAGGUGACCAUUUUCUGUUGUUUUAUUUGUACUUCUCAUCUUCAGGCUGCAAACGCCGCGCUAUCAACGAGGUGCUCUUCAAUGCCGAGAACACAGUGUUUUCCGCCUACGAGCACGCUACUAAUGCUCUUCACAAGGGCCCAGAGCAAUCGGAGCUCAUUGCCGAGAUCCAGAAGGUUCAGCCGAAGGACGUGGAGCAGUUCGCUACGACGGCGUUCAAACGCCUCGCAAUUGCCGCCUACGGAAGUCACGGAAGAGUUCCGUAUUCGGAUGAACUCCCAAGCGUCUAA
Molecule: messenger RNA, 1501 nt
Organism: Caenorhabditis sp. 36 PRJEB53466
Lineage: Eukaryota; Metazoa; Nematoda; Chromadorea; Rhabditida; Rhabditidae
Source: the annotation of a GenBank genome assembly